Molecule: messenger RNA, 2665 nt
Organism: Pseudonaja textilis
Lineage: Eukaryota; Metazoa; Chordata; Lepidosauria; Squamata; Elapidae
Gene: FITM2
Product: fat storage inducing transmembrane protein 2
Biological process (GO): lipid storage; lipid droplet organization; phospholipid biosynthetic process
Cellular component (GO): endoplasmic reticulum membrane
Molecular function (GO): coenzyme A diphosphatase activity
Source: RefSeq, a predicted model, not a curated record
UUGGAGGUUCCGUGCCGGGUGGGUCACCGCUUUCUCCUUUGCUGCGGUCUUGCCGACUCCUCCGUCAUGGAGUCUGUGGACCGAGGCUCGCGUUUCUUGCUGCCUUACUUGACCCACUGUUCGGUGCGGCGAAUGAUGCCCUGGGCAUUGAUGAGCUUCAUGGUGAUCGGAUCCCUUGUUAAAGAAUUAAUGCCGCUGGCUGCUACUUACCUGAGUAACAAGCGCAACGUGCUCAAUGUCUAUUUUGUGAAAUUUGCCUGGGCCUGGACAUUCUCUCUGCUGUUGCCAUUCAUCUCUCUCACCAACUACAAUGUCCUCCAGAAUAUUUUGCCUGUACUAGUUCGCCUUUUCUCAUUGCUGGUUGGCACUAUCAUCUGGUAUAUAUGCACAAGUACAUUUUUGCUCAUUCAGGACUUCACAGGCAGUUGUUACAAAUCAUCAACUCUUGCUGUAGUGACUCAAGAACAUUCCAACCAACUACAGUGCCUACAAGCUGGUGGGAUCUGGCAAAGUUUUGAUAUCUCAGGACAUUCUUUCCUCCUUUCAUAUUGUGUUCUAAUGAUUCUAGAAGAAAUGGCUGUGAUGCCCAGUGUGAAAACUUUUCAGGGUUCUAGACUGCACAGAGUGGUGAACAGUUUGUUCUUAGCACUGGCUUGUUUGACUUUUAUCUGGUUUUUCAUGCUUCUUACUACUGCUGUAUAUUUCCAUGAUUUUUGGGACAAGAUUUUUGGCACUUUGGUGGGCCUCUCUGCUUGGUAUGGAACGUAUAGGUUUUGGUACCUGUCACCUUUAUCUCCUGGACUUCCUCCUCAAAGAACCCUUUAUUUCCCAAAGCCUAAUCGUAGGCUAUAAAAUCAGUUUGUUGACCAGAUUCUGUUUUAAAGAAUACUCAUUUUUGAUUAUCUAAAUUUAUUUCCCAGAGUCUAAUUGUGGGCCAUAAAAUCAGUUUGUGGAUCAGAAUCUGUUUUAAUGAAUAUUUUUAAUUAUUUAAAUUUUAAGACAACUAUUAAUAUGAAUAUUUACAGUGAGUGGCAAAAGAUCAAAUACUGUUUGUAUUAUGAGUUUGUGACAUAAUUCUUGAAAGUGGUUGCUAUAUUAAUAUCAGGACUUCGUUAAUCUUGGCUAACUAAAUGGAAACUGUUGGCCAGAUUGGUACUAAAAUAACCUGAGAGGAAAAUACUUAUUUUAAAAACUGUACUUUUGACUAUGAAGAGGCAAAUUUAACAGAAAAAAAUUCACUUAGAUACAAAACUCAUGUGCAAGGACUCGAUAAAUGGACAUAUUUUUGUUAGAUAAAAUAAAUUGGCCAAGAUCAUAUCUUAUUUGAGGAUUUGAUAAUUAACCAAAUGAUAGACACUUAAACAUUUUGUCUCAAAUUAUCUUGCUUGAAUAUGUAAAAAAAAGUUUUCUUUGAGUUUGAUUUAAAUCCAUAUAUUAAAACAAAAAUGGAUAGCCAGAUUAGUUUAUGCCAUAAGGGGAUUUUGGAUUUAAAACAACUGUCCCUGCCAUUCUAUUUAUUUCAACAGUCAACUUUGUACAGAUGAAAUAGCUUGCAUCAUGCACCAUUUUUUCUAGAAUUUAUCUGGCUUAGAGUCUUUAGAAUAUCUUACGUCAUGUUUUUGGCAACAUGGCAUUCCUGAAUGCUUUAUAUCUGCAAUCAACCUAUUCUGUUAGAGCAGGCUGUUACUUGCAGGAUUGCAGCUUUCACAUACUCUGCUCUUCCAGUUCUGAAUUAAAGAUGGCAGUUAGGAAAUCUAUAGCAAUGGUAUAAUUUAUUGUACAUGGGAGUUAUAUAGAAAAAACUAUAUUGGUUUUUAUAGCCAUCUGUCACAACAGGAAAAAAAAUAUUUAAAAACUCUUGUUUAGGUUCAUUGGAUACUUUGAAUUUUCUUGCAUGGUACAACCUUAUAAUGUUAAUAUAUUUAUAUUAAUUGUGUUUUUUACAGUUUUGCACUUUGACUAAAGGUAUUACACUACAAGUGCAAUUAUUUUUAAUAUAAUUGAAAAAUAAUCCAGUUGUAAUGAAUAUUGUUGCUUUAUAUGUUAUAUUCAGCAUACUAUAUUUUAUGUGCUCCUACUAAACAUUUAAUAGUCAAGCUGCAUAGUUUGUAGAUACUAAGCUAAAGUGAGGAUCUUUUCUGACUCAGAUAAAACUUCGUUUUUUAUUUUUGGUCUCCAAAGCCAUGAUAGACAUGUACUGAUACCACUGUAGGCAUUGGUUCUAAAAAUUGUUCUGUCUGUAUCUGGUUUUGGGGGUGGAGGUUUAGAUGGGAAGUAGGUAUGUUAGAAUUUUAUGGAGGCCUAGUACACUUAUCCUAUGUUUAUGUCUCCCAGAAAUAAACGUUGCAUAAAUAAAUAUUACACAUAAAUAUCUUGAGAGUUUCUGGAGCUGUAAAAAUGUGAUUGCAUGUUGUCUACUAUUUGCUUAUGUUUGUGCUAACUUUUCAGUUUUCUAAUUGUCUUGCUAAUUCAGUUUCAGAGCUUUUAGGUUUGGAUGUGAUUGAUACACUAAAUGGUUUGAAAUCUUCAUGUUAAUUAUAUUACUCACAAACUGCCUGAGUACAGGAGUUCGUAUUCACAGACAUGCCAUUUUAAGUUCCUUCAAAUUGUAUCAUACCUCUAUAUAUACUAUAAGAUAGAUACUUGGAAAGUCAUCCAGUCAAAU